AUGCUCGCUCAACUCUUCGCCCUUCUCCCCCUCCUCGCCCUCACCUCGGCCAGCCCCGUUGUCAAGCGCGAGUCGAGCCGCCUCAUCGAGUCUGGGCGCAACAACGGUCAGUGCUUGUCGAUCGUCGGUGGUCGUGCCGCCGUCGCCGCUGGUCAAGUCACCGACGGUACACCGGUCGUCACCCUCGACUGCGGUGUCGCUUCCUACUGGGACAUCUCCAGGGGCAGCGGCUCGGUCAUCGUCAGCGGUACCAACUACGCCUUUGACAUUGGGCUCUCCCCCACCAAUAACGGUCCCGUCAAGGUCUGGACCUCAUACCCCACCGCUCCCCAGCAGACCUGGUUCCUCACCGGCGACAACCGUAUCGCUCAGACCGGCGGCAACCAGUGCCUCGACCAGGGAGACAACGGACCCCAGACCUACCAGUGCACCACCGGUAACACCAAUCAGGUCUGGAACGUGAGGUUCAAUGACCCUACCCCCUCGGCGUCGGUCUCCUCCGCUGCCCCAUCCCCGUCUGCCUCCACCACGCCUCCCCCUGCAUCCGGCGACAUCCUCCCCUUGACUCCCAAGGGCGACUUUGUUCCCGACGUCGCCGGCGCUGGGUCCCGCAUCCGCCCCCUCGGCCGCUCCGACCUCUGCACCUCUGUCGACGGUGAGGUCGCCCAGGGCGCUGUCGUUACCUUGAAGUACUGCUCCAAGGACGGCCCGGGCGCCGCUGCCCAGAGCUGGGACCUUCCCUCCGUCACCGGCAACGGCCAGGUCCGCCUCCACAACACCACCCUCUGCAUCGACGCUGGAGGUAUCCCGUCCAACGGCAACGGCGCCAAGAUCUGGGGCUGCGCCGACGUCCCGCAGCAGAAGUUCACCUACUCCAGCGGUAACAUCAAGACCUCCUUCAACAACCAAUGCUUGGACAUCCAGAAGGAGUCGGACGGUCUCGUCACUGUCAAGCCUUUUUCCAACGUCGCGAGGGUCAUCACCUGGCAGUGCUCGACCAACGGAGACCCGUACCAGGCCUUCACCACCGCCGCUUAA
Messenger RNA from Dioszegia hungarica, 1038 nucleotides. RefSeq lists its product as uncharacterized. The record is from RefSeq and is a predicted model, not a curated record. Lineage: Eukaryota; Fungi; Basidiomycota; Tremellomycetes; Tremellales; Bulleribasidiaceae. The transcript has 6 exons. The coding region runs from base 1 to 1038 and encodes 345 amino acids.